Molecule: messenger RNA, 1008 nt
Organism: Aspergillus oryzae RIB40
Lineage: Eukaryota; Fungi; Ascomycota; Eurotiomycetes; Eurotiales; Aspergillaceae
Exons: 1
Coding region: 1-1008 (335 amino acids)
Source: RefSeq, a predicted model, not a curated record
AUGAAGCAAAGCACCGUAAAGAUCAAUGACCAUAUCUUAGUAAACAGAGCUAAUGAAAGACAGACGCCGAAGCACACAACAGAGAAGGAAGGAGGAAACGGACCUGGUUCCCAAGCCGCAACCAAAAAUUGGAACGUGACACGCAUUCGCACGAAUGUCUUCACAAACGGGGAGUGGCCCAUCAUAUAUCCACAGAAGCGAGAAAACUUUUCAAUCGGGCCGGAGCAGUCCAUCAGUACUGUUGUCGGUUUGGCCUGGUCCCCGCCAGGACUUGCCAAGUAUAGACGCUGUGUCUUGGCAGUAUUGACUUCUGGUCUUCUUCUAUCAUUCUAUGAUAUUAGUCCUCAAGGAAAAUGGACACGGGUUGCUAUCGUCAACGACUGUUUAAACUCGUACUUCAAAUCGCUUAUUGAUGAUGAAGAGCUCAGGUUACGGAAGUCCAAUAUCCGUUCUUUUACGUGGUGUCCGCCUCUUAAAGUUCCGAUUCCAGAACAGGAUGCCACAAGCUACGCAGUGCCACCCCCUGAAAGCCGCUGGGGCAUGUACUUACUCUCGGUUACCAAUGACGACAAUGAUGUGAUUCUUCUGCAGGCCCGGAGAUCCACAGAUCCGACUUCCGCAAGCCUAUACUCUUUCGAAGUCCUGUCACUGACUUCACUUUAUGAACAUACAGAGAAUCAAAAUGUUCAACCGGGCUCGAUAUUCUCCUCUGCACUCAGGAACCGCGCUAGGGCAUCUUUCAUGUCGCCGGGCCCGUGGAUAUAUCAGCCAACCAAGGAGAAUAAGGGUGUUUGUUCUGCGAUUGGGAAUGUGGCUAUCACAUUGGGGGUAAAGCUCAAGAUGGUCAGACAUGUCGUAACCUUGAUAUUGGACAAUGACCAGACAGAUUCUGCAGUGAAGUACAAGGCUCGAUGUGUUUCUGAAGAGAACACCUCGUACGGUGGGCUCUUGAACAAUUACCACUUGACUGGUGCUCUGCAUUGGAUACACACAGUAAGUUUGCACUAA